AUGGAGGAUUACCACAAGCCCGAUCAGCAGACGCUGCAGGCGCUGAAGGACACGGCCAACAGGCUCCGCAUCAGCUCCAUCAAGGCCACGACCGCGGCCGGCUCCGGCCACCCUACAUCAUGUUGCAGUGCAGCAGAGAUUAUGUCUGUGCUGUUCUUCCAUACCAUGAGGUACAAAGUUCAAGACCCCAGAAACGCCAGCAAUGACCGCUUUGUUCUUUCAAAGGGUCAUGCAGCACCAAUUUUAUAUUCUGUUUGGGCAGAGGCUGGCUUUCUACAAGAAGCAGAAUUAUUGAACUUGAGGAAAAUUGAUUCUGUCCUAGAAGGACACCCAGUGCCAAGACAGGCCUUCACUGAUGUGGCUACUGGAUCCCUUGGGCAGGGUCUUGGUGCUGCUUGUGGAAUGGCAUACACUGGCAAAUUCUUUGACAGAGCCAGCUAUCGAGUGUACUGUCUGCUUGGAGAUGGAGAGUUAUCUGAAGGCUCUGUUUGGGAGGCAAUGGCCUUUGCUGGCUUUUACAAGCUUGAUAAUCUUGUUGCUAUAUUUGAUAUUAAUCGUCUUGGACAAAGUGACCCUGCUCCUCUGCAGCAUCACGUUGAAAUCUACCAGAAACGCUGCGAGGCAUUUGGCUGGCAUGCCAUCAUCGUGGAUGGACACAGUGUGGAGGAGCUUUGCAAAGCCUUUGGCCAGGCCAAACAUCAGCCAACAGCCAUCAUUGCAAAGACUUUUAAAGGCAAAGGCAUAUCAGGUGUUGAAGAUAAGGAAAGCUGGCAUGGAAAGCCCCUUCCAAAAAAUAUGGCUGAGCAGGUCAUUCAGGAAAUAGAUGACAGAAUCCAAAACAAGAAAAAACUUUCUCCAGCCCUUCCUGAAGAAGAUGCACCUAUAGUAAAUAUUAGAAACAUUAAGAUGCCAUCUCCACCAACUUACAAAGUGGGAGAAAAGUGGGCCACCCGCAAGGCUUACGGGGUUGCACUUGCAAAACUGGGCCACGCCAACGAUCGAGUGAUUGCUCUGGACGGUGACACAAAGAACUCCACCUUCUCAGAGCUCUUCAAGAAGGAACAUCCCAGUCGCUACAUUGAGUGCUACAUUGCUGAGCAGAACAUGGUGAGCAUUGCAGUUGGUUGUGCCACUCGUGACAGGACCGUUGCUUUUGCCAGCACUUUUGCCACCUUCUUCACGCGGGCGUUCGACCAGAUCCGCAUGGCUGCCAUCUCCGACAGCAACAUCAACCUCUGCGGCUCCCACUGCGGGGUUUCCAUCGGUGAGGAUGGACCAUCUCAGAUGGGACUGGAGGAUCUGUGCAUGUUCCGGGCCAUUCCCAACUCCACUGUGUUUUACCCCAGUGAUGCUGUAGCCACUGAAAAAGCAGUGGAAAUAUCUGCCAACACCAAGGGCAUUUGUUUCAUCAGAACCAGUCGUCCUGAAAACCCUGUCAUUUACAACAACAAUGAGGACUUCCAUAUUGGACAGGCAAAGGUCAUUUUGAAGAGUAAGGAUGACCAAGUGACUGUGAUUGGAGCAGGAGUCACUCUGCAUGAAGCACUGGCUGCAGCAGAGCAGCUGAGAAAAGAAAAAAUCUACAUCCGUGUGAUUGAUCCCUUCACUAUAAAGCCCCUGGAUAAGAAGACAAUACUUGAAAGUGCAAGAGCAACCAAGGGCAGAAUCAUCACUGUUGAGGACCACUACCACGAAGGUGGCAUUGGCGAAGCCGUGUGUGCCGCCGUCAUGGGCGAGCCCAGUGUCACCGUCACUCGCCUGGCUGUGUCCCACGUGCCCCGCAGCGGGAAGCCAGCUGAGCUGCUGAGGAUGUUUGGCAUUGACAAGGAUGCCAUCAUGCAGGCGGUGAGGGCAGCCGUGUCCAAAUCCAGGAACGCCGAGUAGUGCAAAGC
Molecule: messenger RNA, 1892 nt
Organism: Cinclus cinclus
Lineage: Eukaryota; Metazoa; Chordata; Aves; Passeriformes; Cinclidae
Gene: TKT
Product: transketolase
Exons: 14
Coding region: 1-1884 (627 amino acids)
Biological process (GO): ribose phosphate biosynthetic process; pentose-phosphate shunt, non-oxidative branch
Cellular component (GO): endoplasmic reticulum membrane; extracellular exosome
Molecular function (GO): thiamine pyrophosphate binding; transketolase activity
Source: RefSeq, a predicted model, not a curated record